Messenger RNA from Lingula anatina, 1125 nucleotides. RefSeq names its product core alpha-(1,3)-fucosyltransferase-like. NCBI's taxonomy places the organism in Eukaryota, Metazoa, Brachiopoda, Lingulata, Lingulida, Lingulidae. The record is from RefSeq and is a predicted model, not a curated record. Gene Ontology annotation, cellular component: membrane. Gene Ontology annotation, molecular function: fucosyltransferase activity.
AUGCCUGCUGGGGUAGCAGCACCACCACCAGUCCACCAUCAGCAGCAGCAGCAGUAUUUAUCGAGGCGUCCAAACAGGCAAAAGACUGGUUUCCACUCCCCUGCCCAGAUAGCCAUUCAUCCAGAAACCCUUCCACAGAAACACGAUGAACUAACACUGUCAAAACUAAAGAACAAAACGCUGUUAUUCUGGGACUGGAAUUGGAAUCCUCUUGGAUCAAAGUUCUACGACUUAAUGGAGGUGAGGCAUUGUCCAGUGAAAGCGUGCAAACUUACAAAAGACCGGAGUUUGGUGAAACAAGCAGACGUGGUAUUUUUUCUAAAUGGGCAAUCCACCCCAAAGACAGGUCCAACGUACCGUCACCCUAGCCAGCGGUGGGUGUGGGUGGAGGGGGAGAGCCCCUGCCACUCCCGGCCGCUUGACAAAUCAUGGGAUGGACUCUUCAACUGGACGAUGGUUUACCGCGCAGAUGCAGACGUCUUGUUACCGUACACAGAGAUAGCCAAGAGAGACACUCCUAUCAAAAAAGAUUACCUUAGUGUUACUAAAUCGAAAAGGAAACUGGUGGCAUGGAUGGUAUCCAACUGCAAAACACCUUCACGCCGCAUGGACUUUGUAAAAGAACUCCAGAAAUACAUAGAAGUGGAUAUAUAUGGAGCGUGUGGUCCCCUGAAAUGUCAACGGUCUGGUAGUUGGGGGUGGGAUACCACGUGUUUGGACCUCUUAGCGAGAGACUACAAAUUUUAUCUAGCGUUCGAAAAUAGCAUAUCUCUAGAUUACGUGACCGAAAAGUUUUAUAAAACCGUGAACAUAGAUAUUGUAGCCGUUACUCGCGGGAAUACAGACUACACUCGAGCAGGAAUCCGUCCUGAAUGGCAUAUCAACACCGAUGACUUCAACUCACCUAAAGAAUUAGCUGAAUAUUUACACAUGCUUGAUAAGAAUCCAGAAAAAUACGUCAAAUAUCUUGAGUGGAAGAACGAGUAUCGUCAGUUUCCAGACCGUGCUUUCUGUCACCUCUGUGAACGCCUGCACUUUCAAGAGGAGCCGCCCAAAUCUUACAGCUGGGAUGAAUUAAAUGCAUUUUUCUGGAAAGACCAUUGUCUCCCUCCAACAGAUAUAUAA